AGCACAGGUAAGGCGGUCGCACUGCGUGCGCAGCCCUGACGUCACGCCGGUGCUCGUGCUCUGGCUCGCGGAAGCGGAAGUCUUUCAGUGUGUUCGGGAUUGUCGGGGAAAGGUGUGUGACCGAGACAUUCAUCAUCAUCAGAUCAGCUGGACGAGGGGACCAUGUGGCCGAAUCAAGGACCGCCCAAUCCUGCCUAUCCCUGCCCUCCAAACCCAUCCUACCCAGCCAUGCCCAUCCCAUCAGGCCCUGGGCACAACCCGUCCUAUCCGGCCAUGCCUAUCCCAUCAGGACCCGGGGUUAACCCAAUGUACCCGCCGGGCAUGAACCAGCCCAUGCCGCUCCCACACAUGGGUCCCCAUCAUCAGCCUGCGGUGCCUGGUCCAUAUGGGCCGUACCCGGGUGCAGGAGUGCCGUGCACCGUCCCCCAGUAUGGAGGACAUCCGGCGGGACACAAGAAACACAAGAAGAUGAAGAAGAUGAAGAAAGCGCACAAGGAGCACAAGCACAUGAAGCAUGGCAAGAGCAAGUCGUCCUCCUCCUCGUCCUCCUCCAGCAGUGACUCUGACUGAUGUUCUGCUCCUGCAGUGGUUCUGGCUCGCCGCUGACGCCUGCGCUGUCAACAUGUUCAUCUGCUGAUAAUCGAUGAUGAAUAUCUGUGCCUUACACUACACACUGAUCAAACCAGACACAAUAUUCAUAUAUAGAGAAUCCUGCAAUAAUGUAAUGUCAAUAUAAUAUCAGUCCUGCAGUCAUGUUCAUAUAGUCGUCUUUAUUCCCGAGUGAACGCUGUGAGCUGCUCAAAUCAACAUGUGAGAGUCUGAUAAUCAAGGAGAUCUGCAGUAAAGCUGUGUGUGUGUGUGUGUGUGUGUGUGUGUGUGUGUGUAUGUGUGUGUGUGUGUGCGUGUGUGUGUGAUUAAUUAAUGUGUGUGAAAUCAAUAAAGUCAACAAAUGCUCUCGC
Danio rerio (zebrafish) is the source of this 959-nucleotide messenger RNA. The record is from RefSeq and is a predicted model, not a curated record. Lineage: Eukaryota; Metazoa; Chordata; Actinopteri; Cypriniformes; Danionidae.